UCAGCCCGCGCAGGCGCAGUAGCUUCUCUGUGCGCUCUACUGUUUGCAUUGUGUCUGAACUGCCGGCGAGCUUUAAAAAUAUUAUACCCACCGCGGCAAUGUCGGGCAGGUCAGUCCGAGCUGAGACCCGGAGCAGGGCGAAAGAUGACAUCAAAAGGGUCAUGGCCGCUAUUGAGAAAGUACGAAAAUGGGAGAAGAAAUGGGUGACGGUCGGAGACACGUCCCUUCGCAUCUACAAGUGGGUGCCAGUGACGGAGCCCAAAUCAGACGACAAGAACAAAAAUAAGAAGAAGGGUAAAGAUGAGAAAUACGGCUCAGAGUUGACGACUCCAGAGAACAGCUCGUCUCCGGGGAUGAUGGACAUGCACGAUGACAACAGCAACCAGAGCUCCAUCGCCGACUCGUCCCCGGUGAAACAGGAAAACAGUUGUAGCACCAGCCCGACCCCCGAGCCCGCCGCCACGUCUCACCGCGAGAGCAGCGAGGCCAAGACCGACCAGAGCCCGGACAGCAAGAGGGGUAAGACCACACCUUCAUCAGAGACCUCAGAGAGAGGACAAAGUGCCAAGAGAGACAGCCUGUCCUCGGGGGAGAAGGACUCCACAGACAGCAAAGCCACUCAGGACCUAGAGGAGGAGGCCCCGCCCAGCAAGAAAAGCAAAUCCGAGUCCUCGUCCCAGGACUUUGAAGAGAGUUAAAUGUUUGGGGCUGAGUCCUCCCUCUCCUCCUUCCUCUCCUCCUCCUCCCUCCAUUAACUCUAGAUGAUUUAGGGCUAAUGGAUGCACCGGCUCUCCUCUCACUACCCCACUUCCCCUUCUCAAUACCAAAGGGAGAAUGGACGUCUGUUCUCCCCCCCCGUUUCCCACCUCUGCCCUAACACUCCUCUGCCACAGAGGGAGAAUGGAUAUUACCUCUAUUCACUGGUCCCCUCCGUGCUUCCUUCCGGUUCUACACUUUUUUCACGAAUGCCAAGAGAAGCUCCGAACCCGGCCUGCAGUCCCUUCCAUGACCAGGGGCGGCGCCGUCAGCCGAGCCCCGCCACCGCCACCGCCACCUCCACCGCCACCCCCGCCCCCGCCCCCGCCCCCCCGCCAGGCCAGGCGACAAACACUGACCUGCAUCUGUGACUAAAAAGAGUUAACACUGGGGAUCUGAGAUUAGGACGAGGUUGAUCACCGGGCGCUGCUCUGAGACCGCUUUUUUAAAAAAACAAAACGUUUUACUGCUAAUGGUUUAGCCCAGAGAGGGUAACCUGGUCUCAGACCAGCGGCUGCGGGGGGGAACCUCCACCCUAAGAGCACGUCACUUCAAUCCUCCCGAUCCGCCUCCUGUUAGACUAAUGUUCGAUAUUUGUUUAGGAAAUGUUUAGGAUUUUUUCUCAGGAGGGUCAAUGCACUGUUAUGGUAUGUCACAAUCGAUCACAGAUAGAUUUGCUGCUGUAGUGAAGUCUUUUUUUCCUCUAUCCAUGAAAAGUUCUCCAUUCACUUUUUUUUUUUUUUUUUUUUUUUUUAAUUGUGUUAGUUUGUGGUUUUGUAGAAGAAGAAGAUGGUACUGCUCAAGACAAACUCUUGGAGAAGUAGUGAAGACGGCGUAGGUAGCGUAGAUCAUGAAGGUGUGCCUUGAGUUGCCACGAUUAAAUACACGUUUUAGGUCAAGCAGGUUUUGGAUUACAACUUUGGUGCCAUGUUAUUGUUUAUUUAUGCCUUAUAAUCAUCACUAAUUAGUCUGUUCCAAUAUGUAUACUGAACUACAACACUUUUUUUUUAUUUGAAGGAAUUGUUUGACAUUUUGGGAACUAUUUACUCUCUUAGCGAGAGUUGGAUGAGAGGAUGAAUCUGUAUGUUGACUGUGAAGCUGGAGCCAGGAGACGGUUAGCUUAAUUUAGCAUAGCAUAAAGACUAGAACCACUUAGCCUGGAACCCCCCCAUAAAACAGCUUCUAUUUGUUUUUAGACGGAUUAGAUUUCAUGUUUUAAUUAGUGAGCUUUAGAGGUUUUGGUAGGGCAAUUUAGCUCACUUAUUAACACGUUGCUUAGUUAGUGUAAAACAAAAAAAGACAAGUUGCGGCUUUUUUACACCGUUAUGUGCCGGAUUUUUUCUUGGACCAGAGCAACAUUAAAAAUGCUAAUUAGUGAGAACCGGCUUUGCAGUUUCCAGGCUUGAUGCUAAGCUAACUAUCACCUAGCAGCAGCUUCAUAUUUUCUGUACUGACAUGAAAAUGGUAUCAAGUUCUCCCCCACCAAAAUGUGGAACUGUCCCUUUAAAACUGGAAUUUGAACACUACCCAGAAGAACCUUAGUUUCAUCUUCUGAACAUUUUAACAUUUGCAAACCUCAUAAUUCAGAGUCUCCGGUCGCUGGUCUGGGUCGACUUCAGGGGGGAGUAUUUCUCUUUCUCCCUCCCUCGAAAGUAGAACCGGACCAGUUACAGGGACUGGUUUUCCUGUCAGGUCUGCCAUGACUUGUAUUUAAUCACUUCUCUUCUGUGUGUCACUACUUAUCUUUGGCGGAGGGGUCCCGUCCUCCAGCUGAAGCAUUGGUUCUAAUCCUCCUUCAAGGUGCUGUCUUUUGGCUAAAUCUAUACACGUGUGGCAUCAAGCUCUCGGUUUUUGUGCAGAUCUGUGCAAUUUACUUGAACUCUACAUAGUGCGGAUUCAGACCUGUGACCUCUAAUGUUCAACCUCACACACGUAAGAUUUAGUUUCAUUAAUAUUUACUCGUGAAUACGGAUUGGAAUCGAUUGAAACUCUGCAAACCAAUGACUUCAUGACGUAACAGGGGCUAUAAGAAUUACAUGAUCAGAUUUCAACAAAUCAACAUUCACAUGGAUGGAGAGAAAAGAAAUUAAAAAAAAAUACUUGUCUCAGUUUAGAGGAUGGAUUAGCAUAUACCUCAUUCCCAGUCCAGCAGCGCUGGAACUUAAAAUGCUAUUGUAUUGACAUUAACAGUUAUAAACAGCAUUAUGUACACUCAGUUUAAAAACAAAAGAUCUCACUUAUGUUGUAGCUUUCACCUGAUUGAGCCGAUUGCUUAUAGUUUGCUCAUAACUGUGUGUUUAAAAAAAGAAAA
This is a messenger RNA of Etheostoma spectabile (orangethroat darter), 3067 nucleotides long. RefSeq names its product BAF chromatin remodeling complex subunit BCL7A (gene bcl7a). The transcript is spliced from 6 exons. The coding region runs from base 99 to 698 and encodes 199 amino acids. The record is from RefSeq and is a predicted model, not a curated record. NCBI's taxonomy places the organism in Eukaryota, Metazoa, Chordata, Actinopteri, Perciformes, Percidae.